Messenger RNA from Sphaerodactylus townsendi, 1847 nucleotides. It is a transcript of the gene GPR150, whose product is annotated as G protein-coupled receptor 150. Gene Ontology annotation, biological process: neuropeptide signaling pathway. NCBI's taxonomy places the organism in Eukaryota, Metazoa, Chordata, Lepidosauria, Squamata, Sphaerodactylidae. Gene Ontology annotation, cellular component: membrane. Bases 1 to 1329 code for a protein of 442 amino acids. Gene Ontology annotation, molecular function: corazonin receptor activity. The transcript has a single exon. The record is from RefSeq and is a predicted model, not a curated record.
AUGGACGAUGCCUUCAGCCCAGACAGCCUUGCCCUCGGACCUAACCUGUCUAGUUCCCCGUGGAACUCGAACCUGUCCUUUCCAUCCCUCUGGGCGACUCCCGGGCAGCCUGUGCGGACAGUAUCGGUGGCCGUGAUCCUGCUAUUGGGCUUGGCGGGCAACGGGCUGCUGCUCCACCGGCUCCGCUGCGGCGGCUGCUGCUGCGCGGGCCGGUUCGCCCGGCGGCGAAAGAUGGAUUUCUUCCUCGCGCACUUGGCCGUGGCUGAUCUCUACGGCUGCGGGCUGGCUCUCCUCUCGCAGCUCCCUCCGGCAGCGGACGCCGGCCAGGCGGAGUGGCCCGCGGGAGACACCACGUGUCGCCUCUUCCGGCUCCUGCAAGGAUCCGGGCUGCUGGCGCCGUCGCACAUGCUGGUGCUGCUGGCGCUGGAGCGGCACCACAUGGUGAGCGGCGCUCGGGACCCGCCGCAGCCCCUGCCCGCUUUCAUGCCCGCCCGGGGAGCCCUGGCCACGCUGGGCUGGCUGCUGGCGCUGUUGCUCGCCUUGCCUCAAGCCUUCGUGUACAGGCUGGCCCCGCCGCACGACGGGAGCCACUGCCUCAGUGUCUUCGCGCAGCGGCCCCCUUGGCACGGCCGAGCCUACGCCGUGUAUGGACUGCUGGCCAGUUUCGUGGCGCCCGCCUGCCUCCUGGGCGGCACCUGCGGCCGCAUCCUCCGCGCCCUCAGCGCCUCCCGGGCCAAGGAGGAGGAGCCGUCGCGGGCAGCGCCAGGCAGCUCUCGCCGCCACCGCGUGGAGCUCCCCGGCGUCGCCGCUUCACCGCCCCCGCCGCUCCUCCUGCGGCUCCUGCCGGCGGGCAAGUGCGCCCCGCCAUCCCCCCGCGCGCCCCGCAGCCUCCCCCGCGCGCGGGCCCGGGCGCUGCAGCUGACUCUAGCGCUGACGACGCUCUUCGCGUUCUGCGGUUUCCCGCGCUUUGUGCUGGAGCUGGGCUUGGCCUUCGCCUUCCCCGCCAGCGCCGCCGAGGAAGCGCGGACGACUCUGGGCAGCAUCAUGACAGCCACAAACUGCGCCCUCAACCCCUACGUGUGCCUCAUCUUCCACAGCCACCGGCCCUGGGCGCGGCGCCUCCAGAGCAGCCUCUGCCGCUGCCCCGACGGACAGCCUCGGCGCAGGGUACCCCACCGACACCGCCCGCCGCCGCCGCCAGAGUUGGCCGCCGAGCGCACUGGACGCUGGUUUUGCCCUUGCCAGACCAAGCCGCCCACCGCCUCUGCCGUUGUCCAGCAGCGGGAGGUUGAGGCGCCGGCCGCUGCUGCUUUCGAGAGCGGAUUAUAAGAAAUGCGCGCUCUGCAGGGGCAAAUCAAAGGCAUUCGGGACCCCUCUCAAGAGGCGAUAAGGCUCAAAUCUGCCAGCUGGUCCUGCGCAGGCACUCAGAUCUGCUCUUCAGUGGGGGAAAGCAUUCUUCAGUUGGUCACAGAAUCCUCUAGUUACACGGAUCUUCACAAAAAGAGGCUGAAAACUCAGUUUAAAUGCCACUAAAGCCUGGUAGCUUUAUCCAAAGAAAAGGAAGUCAUCUAGGCCAAUGACUUCAGAGCUAAUUGUGAUUUUUAGCCUUUAUUUGGAAUAAUGUAUUUGAACAGGGAUUUACAUGAUUUCCCAGUUUUCUGGUGUUUUGUUCAUUUUCCUAUAGAACCAGGAUUUGGUAAAGUGGGAACUUUUACAGUGCAUUAGACUUUGUUACAUCUCUUGUAAUGUGAAUCACAGUGUCCUGUAAAUUCUAGCACAGAUAUUUCAUAGAGUACCUGUGAAGUAAACGGGUGUGAUUCUUUAUAAGCUAUUUGCUUUUCUGGCAA